AUGGCGCUACAAGACAGCGUUGCGGUGCUGUCGUCAUCGAAAAAGGCUCAAGCUUCGUCUACAGGCGCUGCUUCUUCGGAAUUUUGCUCCAAAAUUCUGACCUGCAGGCGCGAUGGCAUUAUCCUGGCCAAGGCCGGCCCCGGGGCCGAGCUCGCUGCGGCGGAGAUAGCGGCGAAGAUAACGGCGACGAACCCGAAUGCCGCGUCGAUGGUGGAUCGGAUACUGAGGCUUCUGGCCACGCACUCGGUGGUCGUAUGCUCCACGGCGGAGGAUGAAGGUGGGAAUGUGAAGAGACUCUAUAGCCUUACGCCGGUUUCUAAGUACUUCGUUGGUAAUGAAGAUGGUGUGUCGUUGGGCCCUGCUAUGGAGUUGAUUCAAGAUAAAGUGCUUCUUGAUAGCUGGAGACAGCUGAAGAAUGCAGUUAUUGAAGGAGGAGUUCCUUUCAAUAGGGCUCAUGGUGGAGCACAUGCCUUUGAAUACCCUUGCCUGGAUCCAAGAUUUAGCAAAGUUUUCAAUACUGCAAUGAUCAAUCACACCACCAUGGGCAUCAACAAGAUUGUUGAGUUCUACAAAGGCUUUGAAAAUCUCAAGCAAUUAGUUGAUGUUGGUGGAGGCCUAGGGGUCACCCUUCAAGUCAUCACUUCUAAAUACCGUUCAAUCAAAGGCAUCAACUUCGACUUACCUCGCGUCAUUCGUGAUGCCCCGACCUAUCCCGGUGUAGAACAUAUAGGAGGUGACAUGUUUGAGAGCGUUCCAAAGGGAGAUGCUAUUUUCAUGAAGUGGAUACUUCAUGAUUGGAGUGAUAAACAUUGCGUGAAGUUGUUGAAGRAUUGCCAUGUUGCGAUUCCAGAUGAGGGGAAGGUAAUUGUAGUGGAUGCAGUGGUUCCAAUGGUGAUUGAGACUACGAGUACGAUGAAAUUCGUUACGCAAGGCGAUGUGCUUAUGAUGACUCAAAGUCCAGGGGGAAAAGAGCGAACUCGAGAUGAAUUUAAAGCCCUCGCAACCAAAGCUAGGUUUAAACACAUCAACUUUGAAUGUUUUGUAUAUAAUCUAUGGGUUAUGGAGUUCAUCAAAUGAAACUAUCAUUUUUUUCCCUUUUCAAAAUAAAAAAUGAAAAGAAAAAAUACAUUUUUGGUCAUUGACGUUUGAGGUAGGUGUYUACUUCGUUCCUGAAGUUUCAAAAUAAACACUUAUGGGUCCUGAGAUUUGAGGUAGGUAUCUAAUUGGUCCUUGAAGUUUCAAAAUGAACACUUUUGGUCCUUAAGUAAGUGUCAACUUGGUCCUUUAAGUUUUAAAAUGAACAUUUUUUGUC
Momordica charantia (bitter melon) is the source of this 1312-nucleotide messenger RNA. The record is from RefSeq and is a predicted model, not a curated record. NCBI's taxonomy places the organism in Eukaryota, Viridiplantae, Streptophyta, Magnoliopsida, Cucurbitales, Cucurbitaceae.